Molecule: messenger RNA, 452 nt
Organism: Neofelis nebulosa (Clouded leopard)
Lineage: Eukaryota; Metazoa; Chordata; Mammalia; Carnivora; Felidae
Gene: NANOS2
Product: nanos C2HC-type zinc finger 2
Exons: 1
Coding region: 16-432 (138 amino acids)
Biological process (GO): negative regulation of translation; oogenesis
Cellular component (GO): perinuclear region of cytoplasm
Molecular function (GO): mRNA binding; zinc ion binding
Source: RefSeq, a predicted model, not a curated record
CUCUGCCGGAGAGCCAUGCAGCUGCCUCCCUUCGACAUGUGGAAGGACUACUUCAACCUGAGCCAGGUGGUGUUGGCGCUGAUCCAGAGUGGGGGGCAGAGGCCAGAGGCCCCAGGGACCGGGGAGCCGAGACCUGGGCCCCCGCUGGAGCAGGCUCAGGGUCCGGGAGGGCCCGGGGCCAGCGGAGGCCUGGCCACCUUGUGCAAUUUCUGCAAGCACAACGGGGAAUCGCGUCACGUCUACUCGUCACACCAGCUGAAGACCCCAGACGGCGUGGUGAUGUGCCCCAUCCUGCGGCAUUACGUGUGUCCCCUGUGCGGGGCCACCGGCGGCCAGGCACACACGCUCAAGUACUGCCCACUCAACGGUGGCCAGCAGUCCCUCUACCGCCGCAGCGGGCGCAACUCGGCCGGCCGCAAGGUCAAGCGCUGAGGACUGCGAGGUGCCCGCCC